Vanderwaltozyma polyspora DSM 70294 is the source of this 3057-nucleotide messenger RNA. It is a transcript of the gene CCC2, whose product is annotated as Cu(2+)-transporting P-type ATPase CCC2. Gene Ontology annotation, cellular component: membrane. Gene Ontology annotation, molecular function: P-type divalent copper transporter activity; copper ion binding; ATP binding. The record is from RefSeq and is a predicted model, not a curated record. NCBI's taxonomy places the organism in Eukaryota, Fungi, Ascomycota, Saccharomycetes, Saccharomycetales, Saccharomycetaceae. Gene Ontology annotation, biological process: monoatomic cation transport; copper ion homeostasis. The coding region runs from base 1 to 3057 and encodes 1018 amino acids. The transcript has a single exon.
AUGAGACGUUCGUUGUUUGUCGUUGAAGGUAUGACAUGCAGUGCUUGCACUAACACUAUUGUUGCUCAGGUAGAGUCCCUUGAAGGUGUCAAAAAUUGUCAAGUUUCAUUGGUCACCAACGAGUGUGUUGCAGUUUAUGAUGAAAGUUUAUCUACUGUUCAAGAUAUUCUCAAUUGUAUCGAAGAUUGUGGGUUUGACUGUGAGUUUAUAUCCACUGAUGUCCAAGAAACUGCUUCUUCCGAUUUGAAUUUGAAUUUGAAUUUGAAUCUGGGUUUGCUUACGGUGCAAGGCAUGACUUGUAGUGCUUGCACAUCCACUAUAACUAAUCAGUUGGAAAAAAUCAAUGGUGUAGAAGAUGUUCAAGUAUCGUUGGUUACCGAAGAGUGCCAUGUAAAAUUCGUGCCUUCCGUAGUGUCAAUUCAAGAUAUUAAGGAAACUAUCGAAGAUUGUGGGUUUGACGCAAAUAUCGUUUCUCAGGUGGAGCUUAAUCAAGAUUCCAAUAAAAUUGGUAGUCAUUUGAAGAAAAUACCGUUUAAACUAAUUGGGUUGAAUGAAUCGUCGAAUGUAAAUGAACUGGAACUGUUUUUCAAUGAUAUAAAUAAGAAUGGUUUGAUUUCAAAUAUAUCUGUGGAAGAUGGUUCUGCAACAAUCGAAUAUAAUCAAGAUUUAUUGGGAAUUCGCAGUAUUGUCAAUAAUUUAAAUUCUUUUGGCUAUGAUGUUAUGGUAAAUUCUACUCUAGACAAUUCAACUCAAUUAAAGCUUUUAUCAAGGAUUAAAGAAAUACAAUAUUGGAAAUCGACUUUUAUUAAAUCAUUCUUUAUAUCGGUAUUAAAUAUGUUAUUAUACAUGUGGAUACCAAUGGGAUUUCCCCAUCUAAUGAAACAGAAAUUAUUUCCUUACAAUCAAACUUUCAUAAAAGGAUUAUAUUAUCGUGAUGUUAUAAGUUUCAUCUUCACAACCUAUGUCCAAUUUAAAUUAGGUAUAUACUUCUAUCGCGCUACCUGGAGUUCUUACAAGCACGGCGCUGGUACUAUGGAUACCUUAGUAUGCAUCUCAACUACAUUUGCAUACACUUUCUCAAUAUAUUCAAUAAUUUACAACAUUAAUAACAAAAAUAGCAGUGAUGCUCUUCCAAACGUUAUAUUCAGCACUUCUUCGAUGUUAAUAGCAUUCAUUUCCUUUGGGAAAUAUCUAGAAAAUAAGGCAAAAGCUAAAACUUCAACAGCAUUGUCAAAGUUGAUCUCUUUGACUCCAUCAACUUGUACUAUAUUGGAAAAUGGCGACGCUAGCUCCCCAUUGGAAAUAUCCACUGAAUAUCUUCAACCUGGGGAUAUAAUCGAGGUUAGGGCAGGUAUGAGAAUUCCUGCAGAUGGUAUCAUCACUUCAGGUGAAACCGAAAUAGAUGAGUCUCUCAUGACUGGUGAAUCUUUAUACGUUCCAAAAAGCAUAGGAGAUGCCGUAAUAGGUGGUACGGUUAAUGGCAUUGGCUUAUUUUAUUUCAAAGCAACCAAUAUUGGUGACGAUACAAGGUUAUCAAAUAUCAUUAAAACAAUGAAACAGGCACAAAUGACAAAGGCUCCAAUACAAAGAUAUGCUGAUUAUUUAGCUUCGAUAUUUGUUCCAUGCAUUUUAUUUUUGUCCCUAAUGACAUUUAUUAUAUGGGGAAUAGUUUGCAAGGUUUUCGACCAUCUCCCACCAGUAUUUGCUGAUUCAACUCAUGGCAAAUUUUAUAUGUGUUUCCAAAUUGCAAUUUCAGUGGUUGUAGUUGCUUGUCCUUGUGCUCUAGGUUUAGCUGCUCCAACAGCAAUAAUGGUCGGAACUGGUAUCGGUGCAGAAAAUGGUGUCUUAAUUAAAGGUGGCGAUAAACUUGAGUUAUUCAAUGCAAUUAAAAUUUUUAUUUUUGAUAAGACUGGCACUCUAACCACUGGCUGUAUGGAUGCUGAAACAUUUAUACCUGAAAACAACGUCGAAUUAACCGGUGAAUAUAUAAUGGUUAUCAAAGCCGCGUGUGGAACAACUGAACACCCUGUCUCUAAGGCAAUUAAAAACUAUUGCGAAAUGUUAAUAAUGGAUCAGAACAUUUCAGUUCCUACUAAUAUGGAAAUCAUAAGUAAUGAAACUGUUUUGGGAAAAGGUAUCAAGUGUAGAUGUGAAGUCAAUGGGAAAUCCUACGAUGUUAUUAUUGGAAGCAAGAAGUUAUUUAGCAAUGAAUUGAAAGAUGACGUCAAUGUGGAAGAUGGAUAUACUGUGUCAUUUGUUUCCAUCAAUGGUAAACUAAUCGGUAGAUUUGAAAUAGUUGAUUCAGUUAAAAGUGAUGCUUAUGACACUGUACAGUAUUUAAUGGCUCUAGGUUAUCAAUGUUAUAUGGUAACCGGUGACAACCAUAGUUCUGCAAUGAAAAUAGCAAACACUGUUGGCAUUCCAUACAACAAUGUCUACAGUGAAGUUACACCAGAUGGUAAAUGUGAGAUAGUCGCACAACUUCAAAACGAAACUAAUGAAAAGAUUGCGUUUGUUGGUGACGGUAUAAACGAUUCACCAGCAUUAGUAAGUAGCGAUCUAGGGAUCGCAAUCUCCACAGGUACAGAUAUUGCAUUGGAAGCAGCAGAUGUAGUAAUUUUAAGUGAUGAGGAUCCAAAACGAUCAACUUUGAAAAGGCUAGCGUAUGCAUUGAACAUCUCACAGAAGACUUUCAGAAGAAUUAAAAUGAAUUUAUUCUGGGCACUUUUCUACAAUACAUUUAUGAUCCCUGUAGCAAUGGGUCUUCUGGCACCAUGGGGGAUUAUCCUACACCCAAUCGCUGCAUCGUUAGCAAUGGCAAUGAGCUCAGUAAGCGUGGUAUUAAGUUCAUUAGCAUUAAAACGUUGGAAACCUUUUGACAUUACAACUGCACCUAUUAAAAGGCAAGCAAGUACCAGAGACACGACCCAUUCCUGGUUGAAACCAUUCCACCUAACAAGAACAAAUAAUUCAUCACAAGAUAUAGAGCUACAAACAAAUCUACUAAACAAUGAUGACAACAACGACAACUCAUCUUCAUCUCAAUCACUAACUUAA